Molecule: messenger RNA, 4800 nt
Organism: Gigantopelta aegis
Lineage: Eukaryota; Metazoa; Mollusca; Gastropoda; Neomphalida; Peltospiridae
Product: hemicentin-1-like
Exons: 21
Coding region: 1-4800 (1599 amino acids)
Biological process (GO): cell-cell adhesion
Cellular component (GO): cell-cell junction
Molecular function (GO): cell adhesion molecule binding
Source: RefSeq, a predicted model, not a curated record
AUGGCUUGUUCCCCAACUCCAGAUGUCGUUCUUACGGGCAUGUCUACGUCGGAUUUGAGUUUGAACGCACGUGCAUUGUCCUCGGACGAAGCUCUUGUUACGUGGAGUUUCAUUGGUGAUGUCGACGUCAGUAGUUUGCGGCUGUUCAUCGCAAAUUCCCCGGUGGUCAAGUGGCACGCGUUCCAGCCUGGCAGACGACACACAGAGUUCCGGUUGCAAGGAUUGGAGCCAAGACCUCGACCACCUACAGGCGUGUCUGUAAAGAAGAUGACAGACGGCAAGGUGAAGGUCGGUUGGUCAUCAUCAGGACAGAGUGGAAUCAUAGGAUACCUGCUGUUCUAUUCGGAAGUGGACGCCAGCGACCAACCCGUGGGUGAGGUGAAGACGGAGCCUGUGUUUGGCACGUCCAGAUCGUUCGUUAUAGAAGACCUGAAACCAGACUCACGGUACAGGUUCCGAGUCUCAGCCUUGUCGCGGUAUGGCGAGGGCGUCCACAGCUCCCCGGUCUUCGUGGGAGAGAAGGUUACGAAAGAUUCCAAGAUCGUCAUCCCACCAAAACACCAGAAGGUCACGCAAGGAGGAACUGCCAUCUUCCUAUGUAAGGCGAUAGCAAAUCCCAUGCCAAACAUUGUCUGGAGAAAGUCAGGGAAAAAACUUACAUCCAAAAUGAAUGACAUCUCAAUCGUUAACAAAGAUGGUCUAUCCAUGUUGAAAGUUACUGAUGUAUCAUCCAAACGAAAUGGCCCCUACGUAUGCAUCGCUGGUAACACGGUUGGAAAGCGCGCAAAGGCCAAAGGAGUUUUAACAGUGCUCAAAAGACGAGCACCAACCGGCUACCCUGCAAUCUCGACAUCAAAACAGUCAUCAACAGAUUAUGUAGGAUCCAAUGUUACGCUGGAGUGUAAGGUAAAGGGAAAAGCACCGCUAAAUAUCGUCUGGUAUAGAAACUCCUAUCCAAUCAGGCCAGCGGCAAACAAACGACUGAGUGUAACAGCAGAUGGUCGCUUGAGUAUAAGAGACAUUCAGAAAUCCGACGAAGCAACAUACGAAUGUUCUGCUGAAAACAAACUUGGGUUUAUGUUGUCUGCAAAACAACUUCUGCAUAUUAACGAGAAACCACGUAUUCCAAAUACUUCAAACCUUACCAAAACGGAAGAGACGAUUGAGGUACCUCAUGGUUCCAGUGUGCGUCUCCAGUGUAUCCCCGUGGAUCAACACGCAGGGACUCUCACGUGGCUCAGAAACAACCAACACGUGAACGGUGACGACAACAACCAGCAGGUGUACACCAUCAGUGAUGUGAACGUCGACUUUACAGUCACUUGUGUUGUGGGAUAUAAAACGUAUAAUGCAACCAAAACGUUUUACAUUGUCGUUAAGAAGAAAGCUGAUUCUGGUAAACCAAUAAUGACUCGGGGAGAAAGUUCCAAGAGUAUCACAAUGGGCAUGAAUACAACACCACCAACUCCAACUGGCCCAGAUCAUGUGACCAUCACUGGCCUGGAAACACCUAAGAGGCUUGGCGAGUACGCCACUCUGACAUGCGUGUCUUCACCAAGUCACCCAGCCGCCGUCAUCUCGUGGUUCGUCAGGGGUCGCAAGCUGACCGACGCUGUGGCCACCGUGGAGGAAGCGCCAGAUGGUGGGUACGUGACGACGUCGAGAUUGGACAUAAAAGUCACGGACAAGGAUGGAAAUGUGACGUACAAAUGUCGAGCCAACAACAAACAUCUGGGAAAGACAGUUUCGUCUUCAGUGAUGCUAAGGAUUUAUGGUUCAAGCAAGAGAUCAAUCAUCUCCAUACCGCCGUCUAUCACAAGGGCGAGCCGUCUGAACAACACGUCUGCCAUUGUAGAAUGGCGGCCACCAACUGAUAUGCUUAGAUACAUUAAACGUUUCAAAAUCUACUACACUCCAGUUUUUAACAACAGCAGCCGACGGAAUGUUAAGGCAUUUACGGAGAUGCUCGACAAAGACAUAUGGAGGCAUAAAACGUCUUCCCUUGUUCCCGAUGUCGGCUACAGAGUGGAGGUAGCUUUAGUGACGUCUGACGGAGAAGGACCUAGAAGUGUUCCAUCGAGGAUACAGUCAGCAGUGCCAAAAAAGUUGGUUGCGUUCACAUCCGCUCUAGAAUCAGUUGCCGUCAAGGAACACGGAACUGCUGUAUUUACGUGCACAGCCACGGGGCAGCCUUUGUUUUCACUCCACUGGCAGCACAACGACACAGCAGUCAACUUCGAUGACCUUCGGUUUAAAAUGUGGCGGAGAGGAGGCACCACUAUCCUUCGCAUCGAUAACGUCAGAGUAGCAGACAGCGGUGAAUUUAAGUGUAUUGCUUCCAAUGCCUAUCAUGAUGCGACAGUCGGAAAAUCGGCUUCUCUGAAAGUCUACGGCUCUUCUGAAACUCCAACUGGAUUUCCUCGUGUAACAAAAUACCCGGAAAUGGUCGAGAGACCAGGCAGGGCGUACCUGACAUGCGAUAUAGUCAGUGAUUGGCCUUUUAAUAUCACGUGGUACAAGAAUUCCUAUCCUGUCGGGCAAAGUCCUAGGGUAUUCCAAGAGAUGGGUCGACUUCAUUUUAGAAAUUUGACAGCAGAGGAUGAUGGGAAUUAUGAGUGCAGCGUUACUAACAAAUUCGGAACAACUUUUUCCAGGGUGUCGGAAGUGUUUGUAAAAUCUGCUAGGAAUGUAAAUGCACCUAAACCACAAGUGAAGGAAGUGAGGGUGGCCCCUGGGUCCAAUGUGAAUCUGACCUGCGUGGGUGUCGGGACGCCAGCUCCACGGGUGAAGUGGCAGUACAAAGGUCAAGACCUAGAGACAGGGGGCAGCAGCGUACUUCAGCUUAUCGAUAUACACCAGUCCAGAAACUACACGUGCAUUGCUAUUGGAUUCGGUGGCCGAACCUUCGCUACGUUUGCCAUUAUUGUAGAAAGAAAUACUGCUUCAGCAAAGGUUAAACCUGUUAUUAUCGCCGAUGCCACCCAAAUAGCUGUCAACUACGGGGAAGAUGCUAACUUGACCUGUGCCACAAGGGGCCAGUCCGUGUUGUAUUUUAAAUGGCUCUUAAACGGCGAGCUGAUAUUUCAAGACAACAUCGGCGAGAACAUCAACGUCAGCGUCCUGCACGUCCCCAGAGUUACACACUCUAGAAACUACACAUGCGUGGCCGUCGGUGCUGGGGUAACAACGGAGGCCAUUUUUCAAAUCAUUGCUUUAAACGCCGACGGCCCAACUAUAACAAAUCCCCCGAAAGAUCAGAAAGUUAAGGAAGGAAAAGCAGUCAGAUUUUUCUGCCAGGCAUCGGGUGUUGAACCAGUGAGAGUGACGUGGCAGACGGGUGAGCAGACGAACUUGCCGAGAUCCCAGCACAUGAGUCUGGACGCUGAUGGUAAAAACAUGCACCAGCUGCUCAUACCGUCUGUCAGUCCCAAGAACUCUGGCACGGUUUACUGCGUGGCCACCGACGCCGACGGCAAAACGACGACUUCCGAGGCGAAGCUUGAUGUAUAUUCCUAUUCCGAUGUUCCACGUGGGUAUCCCAAGUUUUCCAAACAUCCUGUGACGAAGUCAGCCGAACUGGGGACGACUGUUGACUUCAAAUGCGACAGCGACGGUCACCCAGCGCCAACCAUCACGUGGUACAAAGACAACUUCCCAGUGGACCAGACUGAGGACAGACGAAUAAUCAUGUACAAAGGUCGUCUUAUAAUUGAUGACCUGAGGUCGACAGAUUCCGGAUCCUACCAGUGUGCCGCGGUCAAUGCAUUUGGAACAACCUAUUCCAAGACAUCUGUACUUACUCUGACUGCCAGACGAUUUCCUCCAGAAUUCACCUCUCUGUCUGACCCAGUCACUGUGGCGCGUGGAGCUUCAGUGAACCUCACGUGCACGGCAGACGGCUUCCCACUUCCGUUUGUGAAGUGGGUGAUGAAUGGUAUCGAUAUUGACAAACAUAACAUCCCCACUGGCGGGAACGUGCUGCUGAUCAGGAACGUGCAGUCAUCGGGCAAUUACACGUGCGUGGCGUACAACAGUCUCGGAGUAAUCAGAACAGACUUCCAGGUCAAAAUGCGUUCACCCCCGAAACUCGUGAAUUUGCCGAACCUGAAGCCCCACGUGAAGAAGAUCCCAGUGGCUCCAGGCGCGUAUGUUAACCUGACGUGUAUUGGGACUGGCGCCUCUAACCCCGUGUACACGUGGAAGUCCAACGGCGUCGACCUAAUCAACCAACACAACGCCAUGCUGGCUCUCAAAGAUGUGCAGGAAACGAAAAACUACACGUGUGUGGCCUUGGGCUCUAAAGGCACUUCCGAGGCAACCUUUGAAGUGAUCGUGGAGGACCGCGAUGGACCGCAAAUCACCAAACCUCCAUUAGACAAAAAGGUCGAAGAAGGAAGCCUCGUAAGAUUUCACUGUCAAGUCACCGGAAACCCAGAGCCAAUUAUCUUCUGGGAACUGAACGGCAGGCGAGUGGAUGAAAGAAUCCACAACCGGUACACAGUCUCCGUGCGUAGUGGCGAAUCGGUGCUCGACAUCGAUCCCGCCAGACGCAGACGUGAUGCUGGCGUGAUCACGUGUGUGGCCGACAAUAGCAAGGGACAGUACUCUAGAAAUAGUGCCCACCUUCAAAUAUAUGAUGGUACCAGUGAGUAUCCACGUACUGUUUUUGGUCAGGACUCUCUGGCGAAGUCAGAGAUUGUUUCCAGAACAGGCGUGUAUGAACAGUUCUUUGAUGUAAGCAUGCCAAAAAUUACCCACAUCCACACCCACAGUGUCCACGUUGUGGAAAUCCUGCUGUGA